CUGCGUAGUAGUUCUCCCCGCAUGCCUGAUCCUCCGGGCAUUCCUGACGACCUGAUGUCACUGCCCCACCCUCUGGGGAGUACCAUAUACUUCAGAGACUGAUGUCUUCCCAGCUCUGAGAACUCCCUAUCGUUCAUCAUGCUGCGGAGAACCGCCCGUGAGGUGUUCGCCAAGUCCCCCAACGAUGUCGUCGUGCUCUCCUCCGUGCGCAGUCCCAUCGCCCGCGCCUACAAGGGCGCCUACAAGGACUGCUACCCGGAGGAGAUCCUGAUGCCCAUAAUGCAAUCGGCCGUUCAACGCGCAGACAUCCAACCGCACCAUGUCAACGAUGCCCUGAUCGGCAACGUUCUGGCCGAGCUCGGUUUCGCGAAGACAGGUCGCAUGGCUCUGAAUGCCGCUGGAUUCCCCAACUCCACCACCUUCCACACCCUGAAUCGUCAAUGCUCCAGUAGCCUGCAGGCCAUCACGCACAUGUCGCAUGCCAUUCUGGUCGGACAGAUCGACGUGGCGCUGGCCGGUGGCGUGGAGAGCAUGACGCGCAACUAUACCACGCGCGGCAUCCCCGUCGACGUAUCGCCGACCCUGAAGGACUCGGCCGUGAAAGAUGCUCGCGACUGUCUGCUGCCCAUGUUGAAGACGUCGGAGAAUGUUGCGUCGCGCUACGGCAUCGGUCGGCGCGAGCAGGACGAGUAUGCGGCCGAGAGUCAGCGACGGGCCGCGGAGGCGCAGGCAUCGGGCCGUUUCGAGCAUGAAAUUGCGCCGGUUCUGACGCGCCAGGUUGAUACGGAGACGGGAGAGGAGACGGCUUGCGUGGUCGAGCAGGACGAGGGGAUCAGGAAGAGGGUGACGGUUGAGAAGCUGGCGGGCUUGAAGCCAGUCCUGGAGAAUGGGGCGAGCACAGCGGGAAAUUCAUCCCAAAUUUCCGACGGUGCCUCCGCCACCAUCCUCGCUCGUCGCUCGUGGGCCGACGCCCAUGGUCUCCGGCCCAUCGCCCGAUUCGCAGGGACUCAGGUGGCUGGCUGCGCCCCCGACGAGAUGGGAAUCGCGCCUAUCGCUGCCAUUGAGAGCCUGUACCGCUAUACAGGAAUCCAGAAAAGUGAUGUCGCCGUGUGGGAACUGAACGAGGCAUUUGCCAGUCAGACGAUUCACUGCGUGCGCGAAUUAGGACUGGACCUUGACAAGGUCAAUCCCAAUGGCGGCGCAAUCGCUCUGGGGCACCCGAUCGGAGCGACGGGAGCCCGACAGACAGCAACCCUGUUGGCCGAAUUGACGAGAAGGGAGCAGGAGGUGGGCGUGGUGAGCAUGUGUGCGAGUACCGGAAUGGGAGUGGCAGCGCUGUUCAUCAGGGAGUGAUUUUAUCUCGGGAUUUUUUCGGUAGUAAUAUUUUACGUGGCGUCGUAGUAUUUCAUGAUCAAUGCUAAACUUGUACGUCUGUUUGAUGCACAACAGCAC
Aspergillus steynii IBT 23096 is the source of this 1452-nucleotide messenger RNA. RefSeq names its product thiolase family protein. The transcript is spliced from 4 exons. Gene Ontology annotation, biological process: phenylacetate catabolic process; fatty acid beta-oxidation. The record is from RefSeq and is a predicted model, not a curated record. Gene Ontology annotation, cellular component: peroxisome. Lineage: Eukaryota; Fungi; Ascomycota; Eurotiomycetes; Eurotiales; Aspergillaceae. The coding region runs from base 139 to 1353 and encodes 404 amino acids. Gene Ontology annotation, molecular function: acetyl-CoA C-acyltransferase activity.